Messenger RNA from Zychaea mexicana, 750 nucleotides. Its product is annotated as HAD-like domain-containing protein. Gene Ontology annotation, molecular function: phosphatase activity. The record is from RefSeq and is a predicted model, not a curated record. Lineage: Eukaryota; Fungi; Mucoromycota; Mucoromycetes; Mucorales; Lichtheimiaceae. The transcript has 4 exons. The coding region runs from base 1 to 750 and encodes 249 amino acids.
AUGCCUAAAAUCACGCACUGCAUUUUCGAUAUGGACGGGCUCUUACUAGACACGGAACGUGUCUAUACCGAAGUGACCCAAGAACUUCUCGACAAGUACGCCGACGGUGUCAAAUUCACAUGGGAUGUGAAAAGCAAGCUCAUGGGCCGUACAGGCACGGAAUCCGCCAGCAUGGUUGUCGAUCACUACAAAUUACCAAUGUCUGUGCAGGAAUACAUGGACAAAAGCUCGGUCAUGCACGAGGAACGGUUCCCGCUUGUGAAACCUUUGCCCGGUGUUGAACGAUUAAUUCGCCAUUUGCACGCCAAGGGUGUUCCCAUGGCCGUCGCCACAUCGUCUACUCGUUCGAAAUUCGAAUUGAAAACGUCGCUUAAUGAUGAACUGUUUUCAUUGUUUGAUUAUAUCGUGUGUGGUGACGAUGCAGGCAUUGAACGUGGUAAACCAGCUCCUGAUAUCUUUUUGGCCGCACAGCAGCGACUUGGUAACCCGCCUGCAGAAAAUUGUCUGGUGUUUGAGGAUGCUACAAACGGUGUUCAGGCUGCCCUGAAUGCUAAAAUGCAUGUUGUUUGGAUCCCUGAUGCCAACUUGUUGAAGAUCUCGGGCGAUCCAGAUUCUCACGGCGCAGCUGCUGUGCUCGAGUCCAUGACUGAUUUUGAGCCCGAGGCGUUUGAAUUGCCUGUAUUUGACACGACCGGACAUCAAGAGACGAUCAAGGACAAGGAUAUUACUGCACCACAAGAUAGAUACUAG